Camelina sativa (false flax) is the source of this 347-nucleotide messenger RNA. Lineage: Eukaryota; Viridiplantae; Streptophyta; Magnoliopsida; Brassicales; Brassicaceae. The record is from RefSeq and is a predicted model, not a curated record.
AUGAUGAUGAUGAUGCUGAGAUUGUUAAAAUGGGGUGGGGUGGUGCAGGAGGUGUUUGAUAAAGAUAGGUUCAAGGCAGAUGACAAGAUGGGCCAUGCCUCUCUCAGCCUUCAACCGCUUAUCUCAGUUGCCAGACUAAGACAUAUAGUCCGCGUGUCCUCUGGUGAGACAACGCUUAGGAAGGUGUUACCGGAUCCAGAGAACUGCGUAUCUCGGGAGAGCACAAUCAGUUGCAUAGACGGAGAGGUGGUGCAGAGCGUGUGGCUGAGGCUGUGUGCUGUUGAAUCGGGUGAGAUUGAGUUGAAGAUAAAGUUGAUUGAUCCUCCUGGAACAAACAAGUAGCAAUA